AUGUUUCUCACAUUACUUAUCGUAACUCGAGCUGUCGCCGAAUGGGUAGAAAUAUCUCAACAGCACUAUAGAAAACCGAUGCACACCUAUCAUAGCAUCCAUAAUCCGUUUACAACCCCAAACAAAAUGGAAGUGGAAGAGACUACUCAAUCCUGGACUUACAACAAAAGUGUUUCUGAAUACGAUUGGAAAAAAGGUUCUAAAAUACAAUCUAACGAUGGAAAUCUUAAUCGGGUACAAUUGAAGGGUGCUUCAAAAUCAGCAGAACCAGUGCAUAUACAAGAACACCAGUAUUCUGACUAUGAUGGCAAUGAAUUCGAUCUAAGAACUAAUUACGGACCUACCAGACCAACUGUAGACUUAAGUGACAAUGUUAAGCAAAAAGGUAUAAUUGAAAAAGUACCUAAUAUUGGAAGUGUUAAGAGAGUUUCAUUAAGUAAUACUCCUAUAAAAUCACCAUUUGAAAAUAUCAAAGGUGAUAGAGAAACAGCAGCUAAAAAUCGUUAUGAGGAACUGCCCCUAAAUAAUGAACAACGAAUACAUGUGCCUAAUAAAGUUUUAGAUACAAAAUCAAAUAAAAGAAGGAUUUAUGUAAAUAAUCUAAGAGAUCGGAUUAACAAUGAACAUCCGAAUGCUUUCCCUAAAGAUGAAGAGGAAAUCUUUACCACGGAAGCGCAAGGCUUAAGAAGACAGCCAAAUCCAGAAUUAACAGAUGACAUUACCUUACGUAAAAGAUUUCAGACAUUUGACCAUAAUAAGAGACCUGGAGUAACUGAAAAGAAAAAUAUUUUUACUACGCCUGCUACUAACGUUGAUGAAUCUACCAUUAUAAAACAUAAUAAAAAUCUAUAUCAGCAAUCGACGAUACAGCCUCAUAAAGAUUAUGAAACUGAAUCACGUGACAAAAUUAAUGAGCUCACUAAACAUCACCCAUCAAAUAAAGUUCCUCAAACUGAACAUAAAGAAAACCACAUAGAGAUCAUUAACAAUGAUCAGAAAAUAUUUAAAAAUGGGGAUCAAGAGGAAAUUAACGUAAAUUCUGGUGGUGAAAAUGAAAUCGAACAAAAACACAACAAAAAUAUCAGUCAAGGUGGCCAAAAGGUCAUUACAUCAAAAGAAACCAAACCUGAAAACAAAAUUGGCAGUAUGGCGAAUCUGUUAAAGAUAAUGAAAGUAUUGGCCGAUACCAUAUCACAGAAUACGAGACGCAGCUUCGGUGGCAAGAUGAAAUACCUACACGAGUUAAAAGAUACCAUAUUAGAUAAUAUUGCAGGACGCAUAGAUGCUACAUGGCCCGAUGAUGACGUCGGUGUCCCUCAUAGGCGCGCCCGUUCCGCACAAACGAAAUCGCGCGGCCAUCACGUUCAAUUUCCUUCUUCAGAGAGUGCCCUCAUGACUAUAUCGUUCCUCACUUUCGCAGUAUUCCUCAUUAAACUAGUUUUGCAAAUUAUCCACACAUACAAGAACAAAACCAUGAUGGUGGCUCCGCUUAUGGUAUCCGCAUCAGGACGAACCGUUUUCACUCAUCACGGACACCACUGA
Molecule: messenger RNA, 1542 nt
Organism: Arctia plantaginis
Lineage: Eukaryota; Metazoa; Arthropoda; Insecta; Lepidoptera; Erebidae
Source: the annotation of a GenBank genome assembly